This is a messenger RNA of Piliocolobus tephrosceles (Ugandan red Colobus), 656 nucleotides long. RefSeq names its product ribosomal protein L23a (gene RPL23A). Gene Ontology annotation, biological process: translation. The transcript is spliced from 5 exons. NCBI's taxonomy places the organism in Eukaryota, Metazoa, Chordata, Mammalia, Primates, Cercopithecidae. The record is from RefSeq and is a predicted model, not a curated record. The coding region runs from base 133 to 603 and encodes 156 amino acids. Gene Ontology annotation, molecular function: structural constituent of ribosome; rRNA binding. Gene Ontology annotation, cellular component: ribosome.
CUAACUACCGUUCCCAGAGGGCGCCACUCUGCAAAUUACCAAAUCAGCUCUAAGCACAAAGCAUCGCGAGUCUUUGGUGAGAUUUGGCGCUAUAAGCUUGUGGGAAAGGGCAUUGGAAACCCUUUUCACAAGAUGGCGCCGAAAGCGAAGAAGGAAGCUCCUGCCCCUCCUAAAGCCGAAGCCAAAGCGAAGGCUUUAAAGGCCAAGAAAGCAGUGUUGAAAGGUGUCCACAGCCACAAAAAAAAGAAGAUCCGCACGUCACCCACCUUCCGGCGGCCCAAGACACUGCGACUCCGGAGGCAGCCCAAAUAUCCUCGGAAGAGCGCCCCCAGGAGAAACAAGCUUGACCACUAUGCUAUCAUCAAGUUUCCGCUGACCACUGAGUCUGCCAUGAAGAAGAUAGAAGACAACAACACACUUGUGUUCAUUGUGGAUGUUAAAGCCAACAAGCACCAGAUUAAACAGGCUGUGAAGAAGCUCUAUGACAUUGAUGUGGCCAAGGUCAACACCCUGAUUCGGCCUGAUGGAGAGAAAAAGGCAUAUGUUCGACUAGCUCCUGAUUACGACGCUUUGGAUGUUGCCAACAAAAUUGGGAUCAUCUAAACUGAGUCCAGCUGCCCAAUUCUAAAUAUAUAUAUAUAUAUCUUUUCAACAUA